This is a messenger RNA of Stegastes partitus (bicolor damselfish), 4426 nucleotides long. RefSeq names its product polyamine modulated factor 1 binding protein 1 (gene pmfbp1). Gene Ontology annotation, biological process: spermatogenesis. The coding region runs from base 1 to 3594 and encodes 1197 amino acids. The transcript is spliced from 26 exons. Gene Ontology annotation, cellular component: sperm head-tail coupling apparatus. Lineage: Eukaryota; Metazoa; Chordata; Actinopteri; Pomacentridae. The record is from RefSeq and is a predicted model, not a curated record.
AUGCCAGCGACUUGCACACCAGAGUCAGGGGAAAACUCGGAGGUGUCGGGACAGGGGGGUGAUACUUUGAACCUGCCCUCGCCCUCGGGAGCAACAGAGCUGAAAGUAGCCGACCGAAGUCCUGGGAUGGAGGCAAACAACAUUAAACGACUGCUUAACGAGUUCAAAGGACUUCACGAGCAGAGACUGAGAUGCCUGCAGGUGGACACCACCGUGUCAAAGGAAGCGCUCCUGCAGAAGAAAGUGGAUUUCCUGCAGUCUUAUGUGAAGGACCUCACAGACCAGAACCAGGUGCUGGCUCAGACCAUUGAGGAUUUGCAAAGGGAAGCUGGACACAGAGUUUCCAGUUUUGGAAUGAAGCUACACACCUCUGAUCGUGAUUUGAACGUGUCUGAGGUUAGUCUAAGGACGUUGCUGCUGGAUGAGCUUAAGGGACCCAUGGUUCACAUCCCACACAGCGUCAACAUUAAACACAUCAGAUUGAAGCCACCCUCCAGGACUGCCACACAGGUGUUGGAAAGUACUGAGAGACUGGUGCACCUGCAGAGCGAGCUGUCUUGUCUGCAGCGUAUCCAUAAAGACAACAUGAAGGAGAUUGCUGAGAAAGACAUCUGCAUCACCAAACUGCAAGCUAACAUUCAGCUUCUGCAACAAGAGGGGGCUGACACUCGUGCUCAGUUGGAGGUCAGCAGAAAGCAGGUGGAAAGACAGAGCAGGGAGUUGUCAGAGCUCCACCAGAAGGAGGAGACACUUCUCUGUGAGGCCGAGGCCAACAUGGUGCGUUUGAAGGAUGAGCUCGGCGCCUUUUUUCACCAAAGGAUGGAAGAGAAAGAGGCAAGGAUCGUCCAACUAACUGAAGAGUUUAAUGGAGCGAAACAAAAAUUACAAACAAGCGAGCGUACAUUGAAUGAUAUCACCGAGACCCUGGAUCAGACCAGAACCACGCUGAACACAGACAGGCAGCAGAGAGACAAGAUCCAGGACGAGUUGCACCAUGCCGGCAAAGAGGUGGAGCGUCUGCAGGUGGAACUAACUGAUGCACGUAUCGCCACAGAAAAGAAGAUACAGAAGAGGGAGAUAAAGAUGUGUGCGCUGGUGAGGGAGCUCGCGGAAAAUAAAAAGCAGCUCUCUGAAUGUCAGAAAGAGCUGCUUCGAAGACAGACGGCUUUGGAGAAAGUGAGCGAGGAGACGGAUGAGCUGAGAGCCAAGAUGGAGGACCUCAGCAGAGAGAGUGUCCACCUCAACCAGACCAAAGAGAGACUGGAGGCUGACUUGGCUUUGAGCCACGAGAAGCUUCACACUUCACACCUGGAGGUUCGAAGCAGAGAUCAGUUCAUUCUGCAGCUGAGAGCUGAGAUGAAGACAGCUGAACAAAAGCAUCAAGGGACACAGAAACAGGUGACAGCACUGGAGGAAGAGGCAAGACGCUUGAACCACAAGGUCAGAGCACACGAGGAAGAGGCCUGUCAGUUAAGCGGAAAGCUGAGAGAUAUCGAGCACCUUAAAGACCAAAAGGAGGCAGAACAACAGCAACUAUACGAUCAGCUCCAUAUGAGUCAGCAACAGGUUGAGACACUUAAAGAGAAACUAACGAAGCAGGAGGCUGACAUGGAGCUUCUUCACCAGCAGCUAAAAAGAGCCAAGGGCAAGCUGAAAGAGGCCAGUUUGCAAAGCCAGGAGCAGAAAGAAACCGUAGCAAUUUUUAAACAGAAGUACACUGCGGCAAUAGACAAGGCGCAGAGGGUGCGAGGGCAGGUGGAACUUCUGGAAGAGGAGCUACGAUAUUCACAGCAACAGCUAAAAGAGUCACAAUUGGCAACUCAUUCAGUGAAGGAAGAGUUAGCUGAUCUGGAGAGGCGGUACCAGGAAAAGGUUGGCCAAUGGGAGAGCUCGCAGGAGGCUCUUGACCGAUUAGCGGAUGAGCUACAGGCCAAUCAGAACCUACGAAGGGAGAAUCAGCAAAAAGCAGAUCAUUUCAAAAGCAUGAUGGGAUCCCUCCAGGAGCAGAUGGACAUGUUCAAACAGCAGAAACUGACAGUGGAGCGUGACCUACGGCUCUAUCAGCAGAGCCAUUCUUAUUCAGACGAGGAGUAUCUCAGCCUGUCACGACUCAGACAACAGCUACAGAAGUGCUGCACUGAGCAGGUUGAACGCCUUGCGGAGUGUGAAAAGGCUAUUCUUCAGAUGAAGUCAGAGCUGGAGAGACAAACUCAGGAAAACAUGGGUUUGAAGCAAACUCUUGCUGCUUCCCACCACAAGCACCUGAGCAUUCGCAGCGAGCUUGAAGACGAAGUUGCACGUUUGAAAAAAGAAGUAUCAUGCUUAGAACUUGAGCUGGCGGGCACCCAAAAGAUACAGGUGACGCUCCUCAGGCAGUCUGAGGAGGAGCUAACGGAGGCCAGAUGGGAGUCUGCGAGAAGGAGUAGAGAGGUGGAUGUACACAAGGGAGAGGCGCAGAGACUUCAGGGGGAGUUGCAGAAGGAGGAGGAGAAGAUGAGGAGAGCCAUCGGACAGAACCAGAGCCUGAGCGCCUCCGUCGGGCAGCUGAGGCAAGAGCUGGUGGAGCUACGCAACAAGCACCAAGUGACAGUGGAGGAGUUGGCAGCUCGUGCAGAGGAGGCGAGGCGGAUGGAGGGGUGCCUGAAUGAAGGAAAGCUAGCAGAGGAGAAAAUAAGGUCCAUGGCUGUGAGGCUGGAGAAGGAGGUGACAGAGCUCGGGAAGAACCUUCGGCAGGCUGUCGAUCAGAAACUCAAGGCUGAGAGAGAGAAACAGGAUGCACAAGACCAGGUGAACGCACUCCGGUCAGAUCUGGAAGGGACACGGUCUGAUAAUCUAAACCUUCGCCAUGAGAGCCAGCUGGUCAUGACUAAUGUCAACCUUUGGAUCACUGAACAAAAGGCCUCCAAUGAGAGCCUCACUGCCCAGAUGAAGGCCCAAAACAAGGUGCUGCUCAUCGUCACCGAAGAGAAAGAACAUCUUCAGGAGGCUAAUGACACAUUGAAGGCAGAGGUAAAGAGACUGAAAGACGCGGCGGAUGAGAAGGAGAGGGACAUAGAACGCUUCAAGGCCCAGAUCCGAGACCAGGGCAUCCGGCAAGACGGGAAAACCACGGAAAGGAAGGGUUGUGUUGCUCUAAACCUCAGCAAAAUUGAGGACAUGCAGACCAGACUGCAAAGCAACCUGGAGGCCAUCGGAAUGCUAAAUCAACAAUUAAACGCCCUCAGCGGGGAGAAUAAGCGGUUGCGUAGGCAGCUGGAGGAGGAGAGGUCCAUGCGUAGACAAGUAGAGCAACUGCUCCCACCUCCUCCCACGUCCCAGCUCUGCUCCUCCAUCCCCCUCUCCCACAGAUCCCACCCUCCUCCUCCUCCUCCUCUCUCCGCCUCCCUCUGCCUCCCUCAUCCUCUGGGUCCAGAGACACAGGACCCUAUCGGGAUUCUAACACAAACCAAGCUGAAUAGAGCCGGAUCAGAGAGACCAGGUGAGUCCCAGGCUUUGGGUGAAGCGUUCCAGAUUAGGCCAACUGCAGCGCACGCUGUCUCCACCUUUCUGGAAGAUACUUGGUCUGGGAGGACAAGCAGGCAUCUGGCCAAAUGAAGCCCCCUGAAGACUUUGACCUGUCAUGACUUUUUGACCUUCAGCUCCUCACUGGGGAGCAUGCUCAGUAUGAGGUUAAUGUCCUGCAGGUCAAAGUCAAGUCCCAGGGUUCUUUUUGCCUGAGGGGGGCUCCAGAACCAGCAAAUGAUGGAAUUUCCUUAGCCAUGUUUUAUAUGGCUACUGCUAUGCCACGAGAAGAAGAGAUUCAUUCCAAGAAAAUGUUCACAUUUAUAGAAUAUCUUUAAAGCAAAUAAAGCUUAUAGAAUCUGAAAUGAAAUCUUUAAACAAUGAUGUUCUUUUGCAACAAAACUGUAGCACUAAGCGCGAGAAUAUUUUCUAACAUCUGCACUUAUUUGAAAAUCCCCAACAGUCCUGAUGAACUAUAAUCAUUUUAAUGAUCUUGAAUGGGCAAAUGAGCUAAACAGAGCAAAUGACGGAGUGCAAAUGUGUCUUACACUGGAGAUGAGUCCUGCUUUGGAUAAAUGAGAGACGGCACAUCAUCAGUAUCCACAGACAUGGCUCAGAUGUUGAUGUAAAUGGCUGGGGCUCAGCCUCUGAUUACGCUGCAGCUGUGCACCAUGUGUCCCACGUCUACUGUGGUGAAUGUGACCGUGUGUCUUUAUGUCGGAGUACAUUAUGUGUCUGUGUGCUUCUGUCUCUCUGUAAGGGCCUGUGGGUGAGUGUGCUCUCGCGCGUUUGAGUAUAUUAGUUGUUUAAUGUUGUUUUAUGUUUUUGUUUUAUACUUUAAAACCUAUUUAUUGAUUUUUCUCUGUCGCUGUGUUUGAGCCCCUGUGUCGGGAUAACAGAAAAAUAAAAUUUGUAAGCAGCUUUA